UGGGGGGGGACAAGCUCCGCCCAACGGCCCAGGCCCCGCCCCCCGCGUCUCAUCCGCUCCGCCUCGCGCCUGGGUGAGAGGCCGAGAGUGUCGUCAGCUUCCCGCGCCGCACGGCCACGUGACCUGGAAGCAGCGGCGGGAGCUGCUGCGAGGAAGCAGCAGCCUCCUGAGGAAGGGCCUGUAAACCUGGAGCUGCAGAGGACUUCCCCAGGGAGAUGGGGAGAGAGGGGCUCCCUGGCACCUGAGCUGGGCCCGGGCAGGCCUUCAAAGCAGGGGGAGAGCAUGGAGAUCCGGGAGGCCUUUGAGGACGUGGCUUUGUAUUUUACGCGGGAGGAGUGGGAGCUGCUGGAAGAUGAAAGCAAGGGGCUUUACCGGGACCAGAUGCUGAGGAAUUACCAAGCCCUUGUUUCCCUGGGAUACCGAGGUCCCAUGCCUGACUUAAUCUGCUGCAUCCAGCAAGAAAAGGUGGAGCUGUGGGUCUGUGCUGAGGAGCACCAUGGGGAAAUCUCAAGGUGGGAGGACCUGCUGCCAGGAGGUGCCUGGCUGCUGAGCAGAACUGAGGUGCAGCGUCCUGUGGAAGGCUCUGCAAACCUAGAGCCAGUACUAACUUCCCCAGGGAGUUUGGGUGAGAUGGAUGUGCUGCGACCUGAGCAGAAGCAAUGGCACAAGAGUCAAUGGUGGCUCCAAACGCUGGAUAAUGUAGUGGUAAACCAGGUCCCAUCUCCAACUAGGUAUGAGAGUGGAGAAGGUAGAGAAGCCAGAAAGAGCCCUGGGUGCAAGGAAGAAACUGUGGAGUUGAGAGUCCUGGAGAGCCACACAUCAAAGGUCCACUUCAGACAGAGACAGUCACGUCAGUGCCCUGACUGUGGGAAGAGCUUCACCCGAUCCUCCAGCCUGACCCGACACUGGCGCAUCCACACAGGGGAGAAGCCAUAUCGGUGCUCUGAAUGUGGGAAGAGCUUUGCCCAAUCAUGCAACCUGGUCCACCACCAACGCGUCCACACAGGGGAGAAGCCAUAUCGAUGCUCUGUGUGUGGAAAGAGCUUCACUCAGUCAUCUAGCCUGGGCCUGCACCAGCUUCUCCACACAGGGGAGAAGCCACAUUGGUGCCCUGAAUGUGGGAAGAGCUUCAUCCAGUACUGCAGGCUGGCUGAGCACCAGCUUAUCCACACAGGGGAAAAGCCAUAUGAGUGCUCCGUGUGUGGGAAGAGCUUCAGCACACCCACCUACCUGACCAGGCACCAGAGUAUUCACACACGGAAGAAGCCAUAUCGAUGCUCUGUGUGUGGGAAGAGCUUCACCCGAUCCUACACUGUGUUUCAGCACCAGCGCAUCCACACAGGGGAGAAACCAUAUCUGUGCCUUGAGUGUGGGAAGAGCUUUACCUAUUCUUCCAGCCUGGCUCUGCACCAGCGCAUCCACACAGAGGAGAAGCCACAUUGGAGCUGCAGAGGACUUCGCCAGGGAGAGAGGGGCUCCCUGACACCUGAGCGGGGCCCGGGCAGGCCGUCAAACGGGGAGAGCAUGGAGCUCCGGGAGGCCUUUGAUGACGUGGCUGUGUAUUUCACGCGGGAGGAGUGGGAGCUGCUGGGAGAUGAAGACAAGGGGCUUUACCAGGACCAGAUGCUGAGGAAUUACCAAGCCCUCGUUUCCCUGGGAUAUCGAGGUCUCAUGCCUGACUUAAUCUGCCGCAUCCAGCAAGAGCAGGUGGAGCUGUGGGUCUGUGCUGAGGAAGACCGUGAGGGAAUCUCAAGGUGGGAGGACCUGCUGCCAGGAGGUGCCUGGCUGCUGAGCAGAACUGAGGAGCAGCGUCCUGUGGAAGGAUCUGCAAACCUAGAGCCAGUACUGACUUCCCCAGGGAGUCUGGGUGAGAUGGAUGAGCUGAGACCUGAGCAGGAGCAAUGGCACAAGAGUCGGGGGUGGCUCCAAACACUGGAUAAUGUAGUGGUGAACGAGGUCCCAUGUCCAACUAGGCAUGGGAGUGGAGAAGGGAGAGAGGCCAGAAAGAGCCCUGGGUUCAAGGAAGAAAUUGUGGAGCUGAGAGAUCAAAAGAGCCACAAGACAAAGGUCCACUUCAGACAGAGACGGUCACAUCAGUGCCCCGAGUGUGGGAAAUGCUUCAACCGAUCCUCCCAACUGACUGGACACUGGCGCAUCCACACAGGGGAGAAGCCAUAUCAGUGCUCUGUGUGUGGGAAGAGCUUUGCCCAGUCUGGCAACCUGGUCCACCACCAGCGUGUCCACACAGGGGAGAAGCCGUAUCAGUGUCCUGUGUGUGGGAAGAGCUUCACCCAGUCCUCUAGCCUGGGCCUGCAUCAGCGUCUCCACACAGGGGAGAAGCCACAUAGGUGCUCUGAAUGUGGGAAGAGCUUCAUCCAGUACUGCAGGCUGGCUGAGCACCAGCUUAUCCACACAGGGGAAAAGCCAUAUGAGUGCUCUGUGUGUAGGAAGAGCUUCAGCACACCCACCUACCUGACCAGGCACCAGAGCAUCCACACACGGAAGAAGCCACAUCGAUGCUCCGUGUGUGGGAAGAGUUUCACCCGAUCCUACACCUUAUUCCAGCACCAGAGCGUCCACACAGGGGAGACACCGUAUCAGUGCCUUGAGUGUGGGAAGAGCUUUCCCUAUUCUUCCAGCCUGCGUGUGCACCGGCAUGUCCACACAAAGGAGAAGCCACAUUGAAACUUCAUGUAUGGGAAGGUUUCAUCCUGUCCUCCUACCUGGCCUAGCACCAGUUCAUCCACACCCAGAAGCAUCCAUAAUUUUCUCAGCAAUGCAAGACAGGCUUUGGGAUGUCUGCCUGCUCAGCAUCCUGCAGUGGCUGCAUUCAGGCAUCAUGCAGACAGAGUGCAGAAAGAGUUCACUGAGCCUUUGGCACUUGUAGGGCACUUUAGACCCCAAAGAAGCCAGAAGCUGGCUCCAAGGUUUCAUUGCUGGGGAGGGACUACGAUGGGGGCAGGCAGUUAUUUCAGGUGGAGGGCCGAUUACUGAGUUUUGGCAAGCCAUCAAGGGCCGCAUGACAGGUAGCCAGAGGCAGAUAAAUAUUAAUUUUCAACAUUUUUAGGGGCCCUGUGGGCCGAAUAAAAUGGCCUGGCAGGCCACAUCUUGCCCACCCCUGGACUAAGAGGAAGCACUUUAGGCAGAGGCCAGCCCAGACCUUGGGGGAACCUAUGAAGAGAAGAUCUUUGUAUUAGGCUUCAUGUGCCUGUGCCUUCCACUUCAUUUUCUAAGAGCAGCCAGUGCUCCCAGGGGAAGAAGUGCCAUCAUAAUAGGGUGCCUUCCCCAAGUCACAUGGCUCCAAGUGAUACCCAGGGACUGUCCUUGGCCACUUCCCAGCUUCGCCCUUCAUCUUGGUCCCAGGUUUCUGGUAUGUGAGGCCCUUAGUUGCAGGAAGGAGGAUAUUUAUGGCGGGAGAAGCAUUUCCUGCUCUCUAGCCUGACCUUACCUUUUCUUCCCACCCCAUAGUCUCUUUCUGAGGCCUGCUCAUGCUCAUCGUGUGUUUGCAAGGAGCUGAUGCCACCAACCCCCGAGCUCCAUUUGCCAGGUAUUGCUUUUCAGCCUCUUUCCAGGACACUGCACCACUGGGUGCCUGGUGCUCCCCCUUCCCUAAAGGGAUCUUCACUGCCUUCUCUGUAACAGGGAGUCUCUGCUAAGGAAGCACCAGAAGUGAACAUGCUAUCCCUGUGGACGGUUUCUGUUUCCUGUCCAGAGCUGCGCGAUAGGAACAGACCAGGGUCCCAAACCCUUUCCAGGGUAGGUAUCUCUGAUUUCACAGCCCCUUCUCUUUCCAGAAGAUUCACCAUAAUCCAGUGGUUGCUAACCCUGGGAAGAGGAGUUGGUCACACUUGAAGCUUUUCUCCCAUGUUUUGCUGUGCAACAAGAACCCUGCACGUUUGGAGGAACUUCUGGCCAGGGUCAGUAGGGUCCCUUUUCUGGGGGUAGCAGGGCUAAGAAGGUGCAGCAUGUGGCAGGUCCAGCCUCCCCUGUGGAGGGGUGGGGAAAGUGGUCAUCCCCUAGGUGAACUGCAGAAUGUUGUAUCCUGUAGUGAAGUUGAAGCCGCCCUACUAGUGUCAAAGCUCUUUGGCUUCAAGUGUCCUGUAGGGGCUACUCUGAGGUUAAUAUCCUAUCAUUGAGCACACUCAUUCAUCUCUUCUUUACCCUUCUUCACCCUGGCUUCUUUACUUUUCAUUCCAUCCAGGAAGAGCACACACCAACUGCUGACACUUCCUUAGCCUGACGAAGGGUUUUUGAACCUGAAAGCUUGCUUAAUAACUAUUCUCCAACUAUUUGGGUUGGUCUAAUAAAAGAUAUCAAAUUCACCCAA
Alligator mississippiensis (American alligator) is the source of this 4327-nucleotide messenger RNA. Its product is annotated as zinc finger protein 157. Gene Ontology annotation, biological process: regulation of transcription by RNA polymerase II. Gene Ontology annotation, molecular function: RNA polymerase II cis-regulatory region sequence-specific DNA binding; DNA-binding transcription factor activity, RNA polymerase II-specific. The record is from RefSeq and is a predicted model, not a curated record. The transcript has 9 exons. Bases 283 to 2685 code for a protein of 800 amino acids. Lineage: Eukaryota; Metazoa; Chordata; Crocodylia; Alligatoridae.